This is a messenger RNA of Cetraspora pellucida, 1662 nucleotides long. The record is from the annotation of a GenBank genome assembly. NCBI's taxonomy places the organism in Eukaryota, Fungi, Glomeromycota, Glomeromycetes, Diversisporales, Gigasporaceae.
AUGUUUUUAAAAAAUCUAUUUACUCUUUGGCAUUUUGCCAUAUUUAUUGCCAUUUUGAUAAAUCAGUCUCUUGGAUCUGAAGAUUUGAUUAAACGAGACGUGUCUCUGGACAGAAAUAAUGUACCAAAGAAUAUACUCGUUACUUCCAUGGUCGGAAGAUCGAGGAUACAACGAAAUUAUACAGCGCAAUCCAUUUAUUAUCGUUCAAUUCCACAAGUUAUUUUCGAGAACGAUUAUAUUGGUCUCGACAGUAAAUCUUCUGAAGUAAAUAAAGCUUUCCUUGAAGAUGGUUAUGAAAAAUUAUUGGCCAAAGUCAGAAAAAUCUCUGUUCAAUCCUACGUGCCUUUUUAUAAUAUCUAUACAAAAGUUGCCGAAGAAAUCAACGCUGAUUUAUUUUUUUGCGACAUCUUAAUGAACUACCCGUGUUUUGAUCUCGCUUGGAAAUUAGGAAAGCCUGCUGUAGGAAUUGACUGUGGUUUUAGUUUAAUUAAACCUCCUCCAUCAUAUAUGUCGGAUCCUAUACAUGGAUGUCAUGCAAAUAUGGAAAAUGAAUCUUUCUAUAACAGAUUUAGAUGCGAGAUCCUAGUACCUUUGAAAUUGACCUGGAAAGUGAGGAGUACUAUAAAGGGUCUUAAUGCUCAAAGAGCAAUUGUAGAUGUAGAACCACAUGAUAACAUGUUUGGACGUACAUCAAAUACUUUAAUGUUAUCCAAUAGUUUCUAUGGGUUUGAGAUACCGCAUGCUAAUUCACCACUCUAUCAAGAAAUUGGACCUGUUCUACCUGACACCUUUCCAAGUUUAACACCAACUCUCGAAUCAUUUCUUACUAAUCAUCCUCGAACAAUAUAUUUUGCUCUUGGGACUAUUGUGUUCAUAUCUCCUCAAAACGUUAUCACUCUUUUAAAAUCUUUUCUUGAAUUAAUCAAUCAAGACGUUAUCGAUGGUGUUAUAUGGUCUACUGUAAGAACGGAUACCUCAGAUUCUCUUCAAUUGGCUAAUUCUAGCGCCCAGAUAUCUUCUAUAUUAAAUAAUAAUCAUCCUCAUAUUCAUGUCUCUAAAUACUCUCCUCAAUACGCUAUCUUAUCUCAUGAAAAUACCAGAGUAUUUUUAAGUCAUGGUGGUGCGUCUAGUAGUCAUGAAUCUAUGUAUACUGCAACUCCAAUGCUCGUGCUUCCUAUAAUGGGUGAUCAACCUUCGAAUGCUGAAAAGUUAGAGUUGGCUGGUAUGGCUUUGAGAAUUUCAAAGUGGGAUUUAAAUGUCAAUGAUAUAGUAUCAAAAGUUAAGAGAUUAUUAAAUGAAGAAAGCUUUAAAAAGAAUGCAGAAAGAUUACAAUUUUUGGCUAAAGUUAAUAGUAAAAGAAAGUAUAGAGCAGCUGAUUUAAUUGAAAUAGUGUUGAAUACGGUAAAGUAUGAAGGAGUUGAAGAUGAAAAUGGUAGAUUUAAAAUCAAUAAUGAAAAUUUAUUGAGAGAUUGGAUUACACCUGAUUUGAGAAUGGGUUUUAUUAGGGGAAAGUAUUUAGACGUUUAUGCUGUUGCUAUUAUUCUGUUUUUAGUGUUAUGUGGAGUUUUUGGUUAUGCUUUGUGGAAAAUUGCUAGAUACACUUAUAUUAGAUUUAGUGAAAAUAGGAUUUCUCAAAAACAUUUAAAGCGUAAAGGAGAGUAG